AUGGCAGAAGAGCAGCCCGACUUCAAGGUGGGCGCCAAGGGCAAGUCGGCCGUCAAAGACACCUUUUUGGACACGAAGUUCCGCGGCGGAAAGGUGGACAACUACUUCAAGGUGUCCCAGCGUGGCUCGAACCUCACGACGGAGAUCCGUGCCGGCGUAACGACCUUCCUCACCGCAGCCUACAUCAUGGCCGUCAACCCGAACAUCAUCAGCACCACCGGCCUGAAUUUCGAGGGCCUCGUCUUCGCUACGGCCAUGUCGAGCUGCAUUGCGACGCUGAUCAUGGCGCUGUGGGCGAACUUGCCCUUCGGUCUGUGGCCCGGCAUGGGCAUGAACGCCUACUUCGCCUACACCAUCGUGGGCUUCAAGGGAACGCAGACUGCCGUGAAAAAAGUGAUGAUGGCUGUAACGAUUGAGGGCGUGAUCUUUAUCAUCAUGUCUGCCCUUGACCUCCGGCGCUACGUCUUCAAGGUCUUCCCCACGUGGAUGAUGAAGGCCACCAUGGCGGGCAUCGGCUUGUUCUUGGCCCACAUCGGACUGCAAGCGGGCAACGGCAUCGACAUCGUCAGGGACCACCCGGCAGUGCUUGUGGACCUUGUGACCCUGACUGGCGAGCACUUUGCGCGCACCUGGAUUGGAAUCGCGUUCUUCUGCGUCAUGGCCCUGUUGAUUCUUCUGCGCGUGAAGGGUGCCGUGAUGAUUGCCAUCAUCCUCAGCGCAGUCCUCUGCUGGAUCUUGGAUGCAGCAGCGGUGGAGCAGUUCUCGUACAAGCCCAUGUGCUGCCUUGGCAGCGUUUCGUAUCCGGAGCCGGCUGCAGGAGGCGUGGAGUGGUAUCCCAAGCCCGGAGGCGGCUACUACCCAAAACCUACGUGCAACAACCCCUUCACUGUGCCCGGAGAAGGGAAGUUGACGGUGACGGAUAAUGUCCGCACUUACACCUUCGAGUCCACUGCCUCUGUGUCCCACACCGGCGGGGUCUUUACCAUCACGAACGGCGGCACUAGCCAGACCCACAGCGGCAGCCUCUACUGGCAGGGCAUUGCAGAAGGCCGCGACUCUACCUUCAAGGGUGGCUGCCAAGACUCGUGCAUGCACAUGCUGGGCGGCUUCGACCCAAUGUGCUUCGGGGCCGUGCUCGUGGAGACGGGUUGCUGGACUGGCAUGUCCUACCAGGACCGCGCCACCGAGAGCCUGCUGGUCGAUGGAUUUGGAGAGGGUUGCCUGGGCGGGGCUGGUCGCAUUCCGAAGACGUUCAGUGCCCCAAGUGCCAUCGCUUCCAUUCCGCUCAUCGACAUUGCGGGGGAUUUGGUGCCUCCCUUCGCUGGAUGGGCCGGCUGCGACUCAAACGGCACCAAUUGCGUGAACGGCGACGUCUCUGGCGGCACAAUUCUGGCAUGGGACACGUCCGGAUUUGGCGACUGGGCAGGCUUCUGGAACCCGUUGCUCACCCUCCUCUACAUCGACUUCAUCGGGACCAUGGGCUUCCUGUAUGCAGCAGCAGACCUGAGCGGGCUGGUCGAUCCCUCAAAGCCGGAGACCUUUCCGGGCUGCUUCGCCGCCUUCAUGGCGGAUGCCGUGGGAACCUUUGUGGGUGGCUUCUUGGGCACCAGCUCUGUCACUACGUACGGCGAGUCUAUGGCCGGCGUGUACGAGGGCGGCCGCACCGGCCUCACUGCGCUUACCAUUGCGUUCCUGAACUUCAUUUGCGUCUUCCUGACGCCCUUGCUCUCGUCUAUCCCCACCCUUUCCACUGGACCUGCAUUGGUUAUGGUGGGCGUCUUCAUGAUCGAGGGCGUGAAGGACAUUGAAUGGGGUGACUACAUGCAGGCAGUCCCGUCCACGGUCUGCAUCCUGCUGCAGAUCACCACUUACAAGAUCGAGGUCGGUGUUCUGGGGGCCUUGAUGGUGUGGACCUUCCUCAUGAUCUUCUCUGGGCGCAUCUUGCUGUACAUCCCCGGAGUUUGGGAUAAGCUGCACCCGAGAGUGCAGCGCUUCGUGUCAUCGCAGGUGGGGGACAAGGAGUUCAUGGAUCGACUGAGAAAGGUCGGUGCGCUCCCCGCUGAAGCUGAUGAGCAGCAGCUUUCCAAAACCGGAGAAGCCGAGAUGUGA
Symbiodinium natans is the source of this 2109-nucleotide messenger RNA. NCBI's taxonomy places the organism in Eukaryota, Dinophyceae, Suessiales, Symbiodiniaceae. The record is from the annotation of a GenBank genome assembly.